UUUGUAAGCAGGUUAGCGGUAACUGGUUUGUUUAGGGCGGUCACCGCUCUUCAGCAGGGAUCGAGGGUUUGAAUUUUAACAUCUGCUGCCCACCAUCGCAAUCAAAAUGGAAACAUAAAGAACUGGAGCCUAUAGUUCGGUUGCAGAGCUGUUGUUGUCCUGCAGUGGGCGGCUUGUGGACGAGGAUGAGGGAUCUUCAAGGCGUUGACAGCCUGCUCUUGAAGGAGCUGAAGUCAUGCUGUGCCAAAGAGUCCCACUUCCUUCCCAGGGAGGCCGGCCUGAGGCUGAUGGAGGCGGCCUCUGAGGAGAACCACGGCGGAGUCUCUGGGAAAUGCAGAGACAGCCGAGUGGAGGAGCUGUGGGGCCUGACCAGCUUCUUCGGCUACAGCACCCAGACCUUUGUUCAAGCUGUCAGUUUGCUUGACAGAUUUCUCACCAUCAUGAAGGUCCAGCCCAAACACUUGCCCUGCAUCGGAGUCUGCUGUCUUCACAUUGCCGCCAAAAUGGUUGAGGACGAGAGCAAUGUCUCAUCCACCCAUGAACUCAUUCGCAUCAGCCAAAGCAAGUUCACUGUGUCAGACCUGUGUCGCAUGGAGAAGAUCAUCUCAGAGAAGCUCAGCGUGGAGCCUGAAGCAGUGACCGCCUUCACCUUCCUCCAGCUCUACUACUCAGCCUUCACCUCCCUGUCUGCUGGAAGGAAGGAGAUCCCAAGCAUUGGGAGACUGGAAGCCCAGCUUAAAGCCUGCUUAUGCCGGCUUGUUUUCUCUAAAGCAAAACCGUCAGUGUUGGCGCUGGCCCUGGUUGCUCAGGAGUUUGAAGCCCUCCAGGCCGUCACGCUGAUGAAGAUUGUCCAACAAUUCCAAAGACAUCUGAAGAUCAGUGGCAGCGAGCUGCUCCACUGGAAGGACCUGGUGGCCAAGUGUAUGACAGAGUACCGCUCGAGUGAAUGUAAUAAACCCGACAACAAAAAGCUUGUCUGGAUCGUGUCCAGGAGAACAGCGCAGAACCUUCAGGCCAGUCACUUCAGUGUUCCUGGUCUGCCAACUAUUCCUGAGAGGAGCUGGGACGAGAGUGAGAGCGAGGACUCCUGCGAGGACCUGAGCGCUGGAGAAGACAGUCCGUGCGGUUCGUUAGGAAGCGACGGCGAAGGAGCCUUCUUCCCCUCCACGUUCCUCAGCAGCAGGAAGUGAUGAGCCUGAGCUGAGCAGAUGUCAGGGCAGACCUGUGUGUCUCACUCGUGUUUGGUAGUUACGCCAAGUGACAGGUUUUUAUCAUGAAGUGCCUGUGUUCAUGUAGUUUAUCGUCUGUUCCUUUAAUGUCUAAGCAAACAUAUCGUAAUGAUGCAACAAUGGACAAAUUGCAAAACCUUGGCAGCUUGAUGGCAAUACAUCUGAAUGUCUUCGUUCCCCGAGAUGUUCUCUUUGUGUUUGUUUGUGUCCGAGCUCGACACAUUCCAGGAAAAACGGUGAAGCACAAAGACGACGUCGGUCAUGAGGUACACUCGCCUUGAUACCAGCCAACACACGAGCACAUCCUCAGUGGUUUUUUUUUACAACUGUUUUUAUACUCCGUCCCAUACACAGUGUUCUGCUAGCGUGUUGUUCUGAUGUGACAUAUAUGACGUGGUGGUGAGGAAAUACCAGCCUGUAAACGCAUGUGAUGAUGAAUGGAUGUUCACGUGUACCAAGAUAAGCUUACUGUAAAAAAAAAAAAACGUUUUAAAAAAAUGUACAUAACGUGUAUAAAAAGAAGAAAAAAAUCUGUUUUGUGAUUGCUGCAUAACGUGAGACGUAUUUGGAUAUAAUGUGAAAUAUGUUGGCAGGUCAGAAACAAGCCUUCCAAUAAAAAACCUUUUAUCAACCACA
Stegastes partitus (bicolor damselfish) is the source of this 1865-nucleotide messenger RNA. Its product is annotated as cyclin-G2. The transcript has 8 exons. Lineage: Eukaryota; Metazoa; Chordata; Actinopteri; Pomacentridae. The coding region runs from base 186 to 1190 and encodes 334 amino acids. The record is from RefSeq and is a predicted model, not a curated record.